This is a messenger RNA of Dendronephthya gigantea, 1221 nucleotides long. RefSeq names its product elongator complex protein 4-like. Lineage: Eukaryota; Metazoa; Cnidaria; Anthozoa; Malacalcyonacea; Nephtheidae. Gene Ontology annotation, biological process: tRNA wobble uridine modification. Gene Ontology annotation, cellular component: elongator holoenzyme complex; transcription elongation factor complex; cytoplasm. The transcript is spliced from 9 exons. Bases 31 to 1173 code for a protein of 380 amino acids. The record is from RefSeq and is a predicted model, not a curated record.
AUGAAUUUACCAUUAUUGGCAGAGUAGAAAAUGGAAUCGAGUUUCAAGAAGAAAAGUAAUCGUGGUCACUCCAGUUAUCCUGCAGGAACUAAAAUAUCUUUACGUAAUAAUCAAUUAUUGAUUUCUACAGGAGUACCUUCUCUGGAUAGUUUGUUAGGUGGUGGUCUUGCUGUUGGAACAGUGUUGUUAAUUGAGGAAGACAACUAUGCUUGUUAUUCCAAGACAUUACUCAAGUGUUUCCUUGCUGAAGGUGUUGUAUCAAGACAUUCCUUGUUCCUAGCCACUGCAGGUCAUGAUCCCGAGGAGAUAUGGAAGAAUUUGCCCUGUGCUGUUGAUGACGUUAACGAGACUGGGGCAUCUGACGUGAAUAAACCGCCAGAAGGCGAUCAAUCCAUGAAAAUUGCUUGGAGGUAUGAAAACAUGCCCAAAGUCCGCCCAGCCGCUGUGAAAUUUGGCCACUUCUUUGACUUUACAAAAACUGUGGAUGUUGCAAGAAUAAAUAAAGUUUCUAAAUACGAAUAUAAGUCAAGAGACACCUGGUCAGGACAAGAUGGAGAUUCGCUGUGCCAAACAAGAUCAUCAUUAAAUCCGGAAUAUCGAAAUUUGUUAAACUCAAUAAGAAAAGUAAUUGAGGAAAAUGGUCAUUCUACUACUAACAAAGAGAUCAAAGAUCGAGUUAUUUUACGAAUUGCAAUACAAUCCCUGGAAUCUCCGUUGUGGUGUAACCAUAGUGAUGAAGAUCAUUCAUUAACGAUGUUCUUGUAUUAUCUCAGAGGAAUAUUACGAUCUUCCUUUGCUGUUUGUUUGAUCACAAUUCCUUCUUAUAUUCACCAGGAUUCGACAUUUAUCAAUCGUGUUGAGAGACUUUGUGACACCGUAGUAAAGUUUGAGUCAUUUGCAGGAUCAGAGAAAGAAACGAAUCCAAUAUAUAAAGACUAUAACGGUUUAUUUCAUAUUGUUCGUCUUCCAAGACUCAAUUCUCUGACAAGCUUUAUGCCUGAGACGUUGGAUCUGGCGUUCAAACUUCGGCGAAGAAAAUUUCUCAUCGAGAAGUUACAUCUUCCGCCUGACGUUGGUGAAAUCUCAAGUGAUGGACGGAAAGAUCCACUGUCUAAGAAUACUGGGGCAUAUGGUUGCGGAGCAUCACUGGGUGGCAGUAAGUUGGAUUUUUAAGAGACAAAUUGACGAUCUUGUGAUGCAUACAACCCUUGCAGAAGAUGC